This is a messenger RNA of Pocillopora meandrina, 667 nucleotides long. Lineage: Eukaryota; Metazoa; Cnidaria; Anthozoa; Scleractinia; Pocilloporidae. The record is from the annotation of a GenBank genome assembly.
AUGUCUACUGAAGCCGACAUGUUACGUCUAUCUGCUCGUCCGCGCAACACACGGUCGCAUUCCCUCAAACCACAAAGCCAGCCCAUGAUGCAGUUCAAGCAACGAUCCAAACGUACAAUGAGCUUGCCAUCGAAACCUGUGCUACUACCGCUGAUUAACAUACAGCGUUGUCAAGACAACUGGAAGGACGAAAGUGAUGAAGAUGAAAGUGUGAGAAUUGGAGAGGAAAUGGGUAUGUUACAGUUAUAGACAUUUGAUGCCCUGUAGAUGAGAUUUUUUAAUUAAAAAAAAUAAUUUUUCACAAGCACAAUGUUAGUGUCCGCUUUACUUCGGAGAUUUUGAUAUAUUUUACUUAGAUAUCGUUCAACCAUUUUAGACACGUUUAGAAGUUGAAUCAACAUGACGAACUAAGAAAAGUUUCGUAUCAAUCAAUGCGUGUCCAAUGUUUUGUUAAUCUACCUAGCUCCGUUGAGUUCGCAACGUAUGUCUGGUUGUCCUGUUUAAAAUUUUAUAUAUUCCUACUAUCUUUUAUUUUAUUUAUAUAAAUCGCAAGUUUUCAAUUCCUUUCCCCUUUUUUUUAGCGUGGUAUACACCAAUUGUUGGACUCUCAUGCAGCCUCGUAAUAUAUUUCUGGGCAUGCGCGCUCGCCUACUAUUCGAAGCCUUGA